UUUGUGUUGGGUAUUCUCCAACUUCAACGUUAACCAUGGUCUCUCUUUUCUCCUUAACCGUUUUAUAUCCAUAAUAGCCUUAUAUAUACCAUAGAAAAUCUAACGUGGACUCUUGAAGAAACGCAGGGUUAUUACCCCUGCCUCUUGGAACUCCAAACUGAUACACACUUCAUAUUAUUAAAGUAAAAUAUAGGCACCAAAGUAAGCUAACCCCUUUAUUUCAUAGAAUUCAAUAGCUGGAUUGGAGCAUAGAGAAAGUGAACCCAUUUGUGAGUAGCAUAAGAGCAAGGCUGUAGCAAUCAACACCGAUGCCGUUGAAUAUAUUACAGGACAAAGAUGGAUUGCCCCGGAUUAUAUUGACUGAGCCAAAAGGUUCAUCAGCGGAGGUGCUACUAUAUGGAGGGCAGAUUGUUUCUUGGAAGAAUCAACGGAAGGAAGAACUGCUUUUCAUGAGCAGUAAGACUAAUUGGAAACAGCAUAAAGCAAUCAGAGGAGGCAUAUCAUCCUGCUUUGCGCAGUUUGGUGAUCUUUGUUCACUAGAACAACAUGGUCUUGCAAGAAACAGAUUCUGGUCAUUGGAUAGGGACCCUUCACCUCUUCCUCCCUUAGACAAGCAAUCAUCUGUAGAUCUAAUAUUGAAGUCAACAGGAGUUGACUUUAAGACACCCCGUAGUUUUGAGUUCCGGCUUCGCAUCUCUCUCAAUGCUGGCAAGCUAAUUUUGAUACCACGAGUCAGAAACACUGAUAAAAAAGCAUUUUCUUUUACAUUUGCACUAUGCAACUAUUUAUCUGUAUCUGAUAUCAGUGAAGUGCGUGUUGAGGGAUUGGAAACACUUGAUUACUUUGACAAUCUGAAGAACAGAUCAAGGUUCACAGAGCAGGCAGAUGCACUCACGUUUGAUGGUGAGAUGAAUAGAGUGUACUUGCGCAGCGGAAGUAAAAUUGCCAUUAUAGACCAUGAGAAGAAAAGAACCUUUGUACUCCAGAAGAAGGGAAUGCCGGAUUCAGUGGUAUGGAAUCCCUGGGAUAAGAAGGCCAAGGCUCUCCCUGACUUGGGAGAUGAUGAUUACAAGAUCAUGCUAUGUGUGAGUUCUGCUGCUAUUGAUACCCCUAUUCUCUUAAAGCCAUCUGAAGAGUGGAUGGGAUAUCAAGAACUCACUACUGUUUCAUCAAGCUAUUGUAGUGGACAAUUGGAUCCCCGCAAGGUUCUUUAUGGCUUUCACUGACUUAUCAUUAUCAAUGGAGAUUCAUGUGGUCUUUGGUUACCUAGUUAGGUGUAUACUGUACAGUAUGCAUGCACUAGCCUGUCCUUUUAAUAGGCUUACAUUAUCCUAAAGACAGAUAUCAGUUGUGCAUGAAUUUCAUGCUGAUACCAAAACAAAAAGCCUCAGCAAUUUGGACAUUUAUUCCAGCCAUUUUUCAAUAAUCGAGAGAUGCCACUUCUUAUUCAGUUUAUUGAUGCCAUGGCAAUUCUAUUAGUAUUAGCCAUUGGGUUGAGUGUAAAAUCGCUUGGCAAUUUUUGUAAUGUGUUUAUGAACUUAUAAUGAAAUUAUUCAGGGAAUGGAAUUUGGCAAUGCUUUGAUU
Molecule: messenger RNA, 1584 nt
Organism: Abrus precatorius (Indian licorice)
Lineage: Eukaryota; Viridiplantae; Streptophyta; Magnoliopsida; Fabales; Fabaceae
Product: putative glucose-6-phosphate 1-epimerase
Exons: 9
Coding region: 309-1226 (305 amino acids)
Biological process (GO): carbohydrate metabolic process
Molecular function (GO): isomerase activity; carbohydrate binding
Source: RefSeq, a predicted model, not a curated record